AUGAGUUUCAAUGGUGAUGGUUCCCUGCCACCUCCACCUUCGCCGAGUACUCCCGAUUGCGAGUUUCCAAGCGCUGUUGUUCCUAACUUAGAAGCCGUAAAGUGUGGCCUUCUAAAAGAUGAACUAUAUCAGCAGACUUUCUAUCUCAUAAUGGACUAUUUUAAGGAGUACGUAGGUUGCGGUGGAUGUACAAAGACCAACGGUCUUAACCUAAUCUCCAUCAGUUCAUUAAACAAGACAGCAGAGACUCUUCGAGAAAUAUGUGGGCAACUAAUGGGCAAACAUCAGCUGGCGUUCAAAGGUGCAACACAGAAAUUAGUUAUCAAAAAUUAAGAUGAUUUGAAAAUUGUCAGAAGUAUUUCAUCUGAGGGUUUUAAAGAUGGAAUCACAAACUGGGGCAGAAUAGCUACAGUCAUUGCGUUUGGAGCAUUUCUGAGUCGACACCUUAAGGAAGUACAUAUGGAAAACUGUGUUGAUGGGGUGGCGAAAUGCAUCGCAGACUUCUCAGUACAAGAAAAAAGGGACUGGCUGGUGAAACAUCAAAGCUGGGAAGGAUUUGUUGAGUGUUUCCACUUGGAAGACCCAGUGAGCUGCAUCCGGAAUGUACUGAUAACAUUUGCAGGUGUUGCUGGGUUGGGAGAAGGUCUAGCCUACAUGAUCAGGUGAAUUGUGACUUGUGUGUGAAACUGCUCCAAUAUUUUGCUCAGAGUUGCA
Messenger RNA from Protopterus annectens (West African lungfish), 714 nucleotides. RefSeq names its product induced myeloid leukemia cell differentiation protein Mcl-1-like. Gene Ontology annotation, biological process: positive regulation of apoptotic process; intrinsic apoptotic signaling pathway in response to DNA damage; release of cytochrome c from mitochondria. The record is from RefSeq and is a predicted model, not a curated record. Gene Ontology annotation, cellular component: mitochondrial outer membrane. The transcript has a single exon. NCBI's taxonomy places the organism in Eukaryota, Metazoa, Chordata, Ceratodontiformes, Protopteridae. Gene Ontology annotation, molecular function: channel activity; protein heterodimerization activity; protein homodimerization activity.